CAAGAAAACUCGUCUCCCACGGCCGAGUGCCUGCACAAUCACAAGUCAAAACCGAAGCACGCACCUCUCUUCUACGACCGUCUCACAACCCACCUUCUCUCCCUCACUCUUCACCGCCGCCACCAUUGUUGCUUGAGCUGCAAGCGCUGGGGAGGCCAGCUUUUACGCAUCAAAUGGCAUUAGACAUCAUAUAGCUGCUGAAAAGAAAAACAAGAACCACUCUUCCUAGCUCAACACCAUCGCUACAGCUCUUCUUGCUUCGAUGGGGCAUGUCUUGAUCCAAAGCGCCACCAGAUGGCCAAGCUGCUUCCUCCUAUGGCUGUCCGUGCAGCUUCUCUUCCUGUCUCCCGUCUACCCACUCAACCAAAGCUCCUGCAGCCCCGGUGAUUACCGUGCGCUGGAAGGCUUCUUGCAAGGUCUCACCGGAGGCAUCAGCAGCUGGACGCUCUCAAACACGUCCUCGGAAGUGGCUAACUGCUGCGCGUGGUUGGGUGUGGCAUGCGACUCCGGUGGCAGGGUCAUCGGGCUGGACCUCCACGGCAGGAAACUGAAGGGCGAGCUGGCGCUCUCGCUCACACAGCUGGACCAUCUCCAGUGGCUCAACCUCUCCAACAACAACCUCCACGGUGCCAUCCCGGCCCCCCUUGUUCAGCUCCACAGGCUGCAGCGGCUCGACGUCAGCGACAAUGAGCUCUCUGGAGCAUUCCCAGUCAACAUGUCGCUCCCGAUGAUUGAGGUCUUCAACAUAUCCUUCAACACGUUCAGCGGCACCCAUCCCACGCUCCAUGGUUCACCGCAGCUCACGGUGUUCGACGCAGGGUUCAAUAUGUUUACUGGAAGAAUUGAUUCAAGCAUCUGUGAGUCGUCCGCAGUGAUCCGUGUGAUCCGGUUCAUGUCGAAUCUCUUUGCGGGGGAAUUUCCAGCUGGCUUUGGAAACUGCACGAAGCUCGAGGAGCUAUAUGUGGAGCUCAACAGCAUCUCCGGGAGCUUGCCAGACGACCUAUUCAAGCUGCAACUUCUGAAGAACUUGUCUCUGCAGGAGAAUCAGCUCACUGAUAGGAUGAGCCCAUGGUUUGGCAAUAUGUCCAGCCUUGCUCAACUGGACAUUUCUUUCAACUCGCUCUCUGGACACCUUCCAAAUAUUUUUGGUAGGCUUGGCAAGUUAGAGUACUUCUCUGCGCAAUCCAACUCCUUCAAGGGCCCAUUGCCUUCCUCACUGUCUCGGUCACCAUCAUUGAAGAUGUUGUACUUGAGGAACAAUUCACUCGGUGGAAAGAUCAAUUUCAAUUGCUCGGAGAUGACACAGCUGAUCUCACUUGACCUUGGGGCAAACAAGUUCACUGGCACAAUUGAUAGCUUGUCAGAGUGCCAACAUCUCAGAAGCCUAAAUCUUGGCACAAACAACCUCAGUGGCGAGAUCCCAGCUGAUUUCAGAAAGCUUCAGUUUUUGUCCUACAUCUCACUUUCGAACAAUAGCUUCACAAAUGUUUCCUCGGCAUUAUCUGUGCUUCAAGACUGUCGAAGUCUAACAAGCCUUGUGUUGACAAAGAACUUCCGUGAUAGGAAGGCCUUGCCGAUGACUGGAAUAAAUGGCUUCCGUAACAUCCAAGUGUUUGUCAUUGCUAAUAGCCAUCUUUCAGGAGAAAUACCACCAUGGCUCGCUAAAUUCACGGAUUUGAAGGUGCUAGAUUUAUCAUGGAAUCAACUGUCUGGGAAUAUUCCUGCAUGGAUUGGUGAUCUUGAGUUUCUGUUCUAUGUGGAUCUUUCUAACAAUUCACUUAUUGGAGAAAUACCGGACAGUUUGUCGAGCAUGAAGGGCCUUGUUACAUACAACAGCUCACAGCAAUCCACGGAGACUGAUUAUUUUCCUUUCUUCAUUAAAAAGAACAAGACAGGCAAAGGGUUGCAGUACAAUCAGGUUAGCAGCUUCCCGCCCUCUCUAGUUCUCAGCCAUAACAAGCUCACUGGUCACAUAUUGCCGGGCUUUGGAAACCUCAAGAACCUGCAUGUCUUGGACCUCAGUAACAACAAUAUUUCUGGUAUCAUUCCUGAUGAGCUAUCAGGCAUGGCUAGUUUGGAAUCCUUGGACUUGUCGCAUAACAAUCUUACUGGAAGCAUACCCUCUUCAUUAACGAUGCUGAAUUUUCUAUCAAGCUUCAGUGUGGCAUACAAUAAUCUGAUGGGCACAAUUCCGUCAAGAGGCCAAUUCUCAACAUUUACAAGUUCUGAUUACGAGGGGAACCCCAAUCUCUGUGGCAUCCGCUUUGGCUUAUCUCAAUGCAAUUCCAGCCAUGCUCCCAUAAUGUCUGCAACUGGAAAUGGAAAGAACAAGGGUCUCAUGUUAGGAAUAGUAAUUGGUACUGCACUUGGAGCAGCAUUGGUUUUGUCUGUUGCUGUUGUACUUGUGUUCAGGAGAAGCUUCAGAAGGCAUGAUCAUACAGUAAAGGCUGUUGCAGAUACAAAUGGAGCCCUGGAGUUGGCACCAGCCUCACUGGUACUUCUGUUUCAGAACAAGGAUGAUGACAAGGCAUUGACUAUCAGUGAUAUCUUGAAAUCUACAAACAACUUUGAUCAGGCUAAAAUCAUUGGUUGUGGUGGCUUUGGUCUAGUGUACAAGGGAACACUACCAGAUGGAGCAAAAAUUGCCAUCAAAAGACUAUCGGGUGAUUUUGGCCAGAUGGAACGGGAGUUCAAAGCAGAGGUGGAGACUUUAUCAAAAGCUAGGCAUCCUAAUCUUGUGCUUCUACAAGGUUACUGCAGGAAUGGCAGUGACAGGCUCCUGAUCUACUCUUACAUGGAGAAUGGCAGCCUAGACCAUUGGCUUCAUGAAAAGCCUGAUGGCCCAUCUAGAUUAACCUGGCAAAGAAGGCUUCAGAUAGCCAAAGGAGCAGCACGAGGUUUGGCAUAUCUGCACUUGUUGUGCGAACCCCAUAUACUACACCGUGAUAUCAAGUCAAGCAACAUUCUUCUGGAUGAGAAUUUUGAAGCUCAGUUGGCUGAUUUUGGGCUUGCUCGGCUAAUUUGUCCCUAUGAUACUCAUGUGACAACUGACCUAGUAGGCACACUAGGUUACAUCCCCCCAGAGUAUGGCCACUGUUCAAUAGCCACUUUUAAAGGUGACGUGUAUAGUUUUGGCAUUGUUCUUCUGGAGUUAUUAACAGGAAAAAGGCCUGUUGAUAUGUGCAAGCGGAAGGGAGCUAGGGAAUUGGUCUCAUGGGUCGUACACAUGAAAGAAGAACACCGUGAAGCAGAAGUACUGGACCGUGCAAUGUAUGACAAGAAAUUUGAGAUUCAAAUGAUGAAGAUGAUUGAUAUCGCAUGUUUGUGCAUCAGUGACUCACCUAAACUGAGACCAUUAACCCAUGAAUUAGUUCUAUGGCUUGACAACAUUUGUGAUAGCAGUGAAGCAACAAAGUGAAGUAAAGUUCAAUAACAGUGACCUUCGCCGAAAUACUUGUACUCAGUUUUUCCGUCCAAUAAUUUUAUCACAGUGCACGAUGUAAGAUAAUGAAGGAUCGCAUACAAAAUAAGACACGCUUCAAGGGAGUCUAACUUGCUAUUCAGUAACAGCAAAAGCUCUGUUACGCUGUAUGUAAAUGAGAUUUUUGUGAUAGCUGAAGCAAAUGUUAUCUGCUUCUUUUUA
Molecule: messenger RNA, 3643 nt
Organism: Lolium perenne
Lineage: Eukaryota; Viridiplantae; Streptophyta; Magnoliopsida; Poales; Poaceae
Product: phytosulfokine receptor 1
Biological process (GO): protein phosphorylation
Molecular function (GO): receptor serine/threonine kinase binding; ATP binding; protein kinase activity
Source: RefSeq, a predicted model, not a curated record